AUGGCUGAAAAGGAGUCUGUCUGGCUAUACACAGCAGAGUGGCCAGCACCUAAGGGGCUGGGAGCAACAGAAAGUCUCGGUGUCUGCCAUGAAGAUGAAGAGGGCAAAUCAAAGGGAAAGUUGACGGUGGAGAUCAGCGAACGCGCUGGCGGUCGCCGAGGAAGCUGGGAGGAGAAGCGAUUGGGAUUGGGGGUUGCGAGGUUGGCCCGGAAAGUGGGCAGACACAAAGAAGGAGCUGCCGCACUAUUCGGGACUAGCACGCGCCUAGCGUUCCUUGCGCUAGCCGUUCCAAGAAGGUACUGA
This is a messenger RNA of Talaromyces atroroseus, 303 nucleotides long. RefSeq lists its product as hypothetical. The transcript has a single exon. Lineage: Eukaryota; Fungi; Ascomycota; Eurotiomycetes; Eurotiales; Trichocomaceae. The record is from RefSeq and is a predicted model, not a curated record. Bases 1 to 303 code for a protein of 100 amino acids.